Messenger RNA from Trichoderma reesei QM6a, 1454 nucleotides. Its product is annotated as glycoside hydrolase family 64. The coding region runs from base 1 to 1350 and encodes 449 amino acids. The record is from RefSeq and is a predicted model, not a curated record. The transcript has a single exon. Lineage: Eukaryota; Fungi; Ascomycota; Sordariomycetes; Hypocreales; Hypocreaceae.
AUGCGUACUUUCACUCUCCUCACUGCCCUCAUGGGCGCAGUAUCGGCAGCCCCCUCUCUCAUCACAAGAGUUGCAACCCCCUUCUCCGUCGCCAGCCCCGGAGGCAUCGACGACAUCUCCGUCACGGGGAACAACAUCCUCAACGGCACAUACCACAGCCCAGCAACAACCGGCCCCAACAAAUUCGCCAACCAGGCCAAUCCCAAGUCUGGGCAUCUCCCGAUCAAACUCGUCAACAGCUUCGGCGGCGGUCACGUCAAUGCGUACAUUGCUGGUCUCGACUCUGAGAACAGGGUCGUCUUCGUCAAGGGCGAUGGCAGCCUCUUGUAUCCCAGCUCCGGAGGCUCCGAGAUCCCCGUCCCCGUCAGCGACGAGAUCAAGAUCUCUCUGCCUGCAAAGGGCAAGUCCCUCACAGUAACUGUCCCCAUUGUCAUCACGUCUGCUCGCAUCUACUUCGCCGAAGGCACUCUCCCCUUCUUCAUCGUCAAGAUCCCUACUGGCGACGGCUUGGUACAGCCUUCUCCGGCAAACCUCAAGGACCCCAGCGCGGGUAUCAACUGGGGCUUCGUCGAGCUUUCCUAUACCGAAGGAAAGGCUGUCUGGGCGAACAUCAGCUACGUCGACUUUGUUGGCAUGAUCCUCAGCAUGAGCUUGAGCUCCACGGAUGGAAGCACCCAGGUUACCAGAGGUCUUCACUCCUACGCACUCGGUGAGAUUUGCAAAGACUUGGCUAAACAGACGGCCAAAGACGGCUUCCCCUGGGCCAAUCUGUGCAUCAGGAACUCCGAGGGAAGACUUCUCCGCGCCCUGGCACCAGGCGACUACAGCGACAUCGACAAGAACGGCUUCAAGAAUUACUGGAAGUCUUAUGUCGACAAAGUCUGGGACCACUAUUCCAGCAACACUCUCACCAUCAACACGCAAUCCUCUGCCGGCAAGGUCGAGUGCAAGGUCAAGGACGGCAAGCUCCAGUGCGAUGGCGACAACCGCAGCUACAGCAAGCCAAGUGCCAAUGACAUCUGGGGUUGCAACAGCGGGCCGUUUGCCAUCAAGGCUGGGGACAAUGAGCUUCACAAGGCCGUUGUUCCGCGCCUGUGUGCUGCCUUUGUUCGAGCUACCCUGCUGAUUCCCGGCGGCGACGUUCAGCCUGGAGUAAGCCGAUCCAAGUACUACAAGACCAACCCUGCCAACCACUACAGCCGUCUGGUUCACCACUACGAGGUUGAUGGGCGUGGUUAUGCAUUCCCCUAUGAUGAUGUCAAUCCUAAUGACAAGGAGAACGCUUCGGGAACUUUGGCUACGGGGACUCCUGAGAAGCUCACGGUCUACAUCGGCGCGCCUCCUCCUUGAUUGUCCUAGCAAGUAGCAGGCCGUUGCGAGAUUUGGUUGUCGAAUAUUACGGCAACGCUUCAUAUGGUCAUUUUGGGGAGGUUGAGGUGCUGGUUAGCCCUGGG